Messenger RNA from Protobothrops mucrosquamatus (brown spotted pit viper), 2051 nucleotides. RefSeq names its product deuterosome assembly protein 1 (gene DEUP1). The record is from RefSeq and is a predicted model, not a curated record. Gene Ontology annotation, biological process: centriole replication; de novo centriole assembly involved in multi-ciliated epithelial cell differentiation. NCBI's taxonomy places the organism in Eukaryota, Metazoa, Chordata, Lepidosauria, Squamata, Viperidae. Bases 5 to 1873 code for a protein of 622 amino acids. Gene Ontology annotation, cellular component: deuterosome; centriole. The transcript is spliced from 12 exons.
CAGGAUGGAGAAGACCUUGGAGGGACUGCAAGAACAAAUGAUGGCUAGAUCUGUCCCUGGUGAUGCUGAACUUCAAGAACUGAUGCACCAGAUCGACAUAAUGGUAAACAAGAAGAAACUGGAAUGGGAAAAGAAGCUGCAGGGAUUGGAAGCAAGAAUGACUAUCCGGGAUCAAGAGUUAGCAAGUGCCCAAAGCAAAUUAGAUCAGAAAGGUCAAGAGGUGGGCUUACUCAGACAGAAACUGGACAGCUUACAAAAGUCAAAAUAUGAGAUGGCUCAGAAUUAUGAUGCACAGCUUCAAGCCUUGAAAACUCAAUUUGCUAAGCUGACACAAAGCUAUGAAAAGUUACAGUUGCACCAAUUAAAACAAAAUAAAACUCGCAACAUGGAGAAAUGCACAGAAAACCAAGAAGCACCUUUCCAGAUGAACAGUUUAAACCAGAAAUUGGAGGAAUUUAGGGCAAAAUCAAGAGAGUGGGAUAAGCAGGAAACACUGUAUCAAAAUCAUUUGGUUUCUCUAGAUGCUCAGCGAAAAUUAUUGUCUGAGAAAUGCAAUCUGUUCCAGAAACAAGCUCAAAAUUGUAAAAUCCAAAUACACUGUCAAAAGCUGAAGCAAAAUGAUGGGGAUACUUCCAGCCAGUACAGAAAUGAGCAGCUUGGUGUCCAGAAUGGUGCUUUUAUCGAGCCCGCUGAUAGGAACAAAUUCUUUAUGGAAAAACUUGAAUCAACUGUGAGCGAAAUAGCGGUGAGCAGAAACAAACUACAAGAGGAAAAUUUAAAGCUCCAACAGGAAGUAAAAAUGUACCAAAGAAAAUGCCAGAACACUGAAGCCAGACUCAUAGAAGUGAGGAACGAACUGCAGUCUCGUGAAGACCUCUUAAGUAUGGUGGAACUGGAAUGCCAGCAGUUGCGAAAGGAAGUGGCCAAAAUCGAAGAGUAUAAAAACAAAGAAGAAAACCAAGUGAAGCUUCAGUCAGCUUAUGCACAGUGCAUCAAGGAUCUGGAAAUAAAGAAAACUCAGAUACUUAUUCUGGAAAAGCAGCAAGACAAUCUACAAAAAGAGCUAAAUGAGAUAAGGGACCGACGUUCUCGGGAAGAGCAAUCCCAUUGCUCUGAGGUGGAGAGACUGAGGAUGGAAAACUCUAGCUUGACAGAGGAGCUUCAUCAGAAGGAAAUUACUAUAGCAACUAUCGUGAAAAACGCUGCAGUGCUGGAAAAGCAGACAAUGGAUUUAUCAAAGAAAGAGCACAAAACCUGUUUGGAUCCUGCUGAUAUGCUGGAGUGUAAGAAUGGAAGGUUACACAAAGAACUCCUUAAAUUGCCGAGAGACACAGACAUGCCUUCUUUGGUGAAUGCCAUUGCAUACUUUGGAACAAACCACGCCAAGCCGGCCUCCCUUAAAACGCAGGCAAAGGAAGAGAAGUCCGUGCAGAAUUCAGCCCAGUCUCCAUUAUAUGAACAUUGGGGAUGCUGCCGAACGCAUGUUCCUGGCUGGCAUGGCCUACAGGAUGUUAUAACUCUUGGAAGCAACGGCACUUCACCUCCUGAAAGAUCAAGCAGAGAUCGCGAACCCAUAGCGGAUGGUAGAUCUCCAUCCCCACUGGAGGUGCUCCCACCAUUUUACUGCACUUCCUUUCCUAAAAGGAAUAAAUCUGAUAUAUUGCUGAACCAGGUCUACAUUAUGGAAGAAAGACAGAUGCCUUCCCCAGAGACUUUGUUCCCGGCCGCUGCAGCAGAGAAAUUCCUACAGGAGGAAGAGAGGCGAGCAAAAGACUUUGAACAGAUUUUAAACUCUCACAUUGAAGAACUGCAAAGGCAGUCAUCAAACACCAUAAAGAACUAUGCCACUCUCAAGCAAACCUACCGCAGAUGAACCUUUAAAAAAGAAAAGAAAAACCCUUAAAUUGUACAGAUAAUCCCUGCACCAAUCAUCAACUACCAUUUAAAAAAAAAACUUUAGACAAAGAAAUUUUUGUAAUGUGAGAUUUUAUAUCGUUUCUCUGUGGAUUUCAUUUCAACCAUGAAUUUGGAAGAUCGUGUAUCAAAAGGUC